Rhizopus microsporus ATCC 52813 is the source of this 2064-nucleotide messenger RNA. RefSeq lists its product as uncharacterized. The transcript is spliced from 9 exons. Gene Ontology annotation, cellular component: membrane. Gene Ontology annotation, biological process: transmembrane transport; intracellular calcium ion homeostasis; monoatomic cation transport. The coding region runs from base 1 to 2064 and encodes 687 amino acids. Gene Ontology annotation, molecular function: monoatomic cation transmembrane transporter activity. The record is from RefSeq and is a predicted model, not a curated record. NCBI's taxonomy places the organism in Eukaryota, Fungi, Mucoromycota, Mucoromycetes, Mucorales, Rhizopodaceae.
AUGCCACUUGGGAAAGAUACUAUAUUUAUUAUAUCGCUUUUACUUGUGUCACAUUGUAUAUUGUACUCUUGGAAAAGCACACAUGGAAUAGACUCAGACUUGUUAAAACGCGAUGAGUCCAAGUGCGACAAUGUUCGUCUACAGGUUGAUCAAUGUGCCUUUGUACUUGAACAUUGUGCUGAUGCAACGCCAGGUUUAAUUAAUUAUAUACAAUGGUAUUAUUGUUCAUCAACAAAACCAAUCGUAUUCAUUCUAAUGUGCUUUUGGUUACUAUUCUUAUUUGGUUUUGUAGGAAUAGCUGCCUCCGACUUUUUCUGUCCAAACCUUCAAACAAUCGCAUCCGUUUUACAUUUAUCGGAGAGCUUAACAGGUGUCACUUUCCUAGCCUUUGGUAAUGGCAGCCCAGAUUUAUUUUCGACGUUCAGUGCCAUGCAGUCUGAUUUAGGAUCACUUGCUCUAGGAGAACUCAUUGGAGCAGCAUCAUUUAUUGUUAGUGUAGUAGCAGGAUCAAUGUGUGCUAUCAAGCCAUUUAGAGCUAAAAAAUUCAGCUUUAUUCGAGAUGUAUCCUUUUUUGCUUGUGCGAUUGUGCUUGUUAUGAUCAUUGUUUCAGACGGACUGAUACAUAUGUAUGAAGCGAUUAUCUUGAUCCUCUUUUACAUCGUCUAUGUCUUGGUAGUGGUUGGUGGAAACUAUUAUAUGAAGCGUAGAUCAAAUUAUUUAAACCUAGUUGAGAGAGCUCGCUUGGAAUACGAAGAGAACAAUAGAGAUGUCGAUGAUUUGAUCAGAGGGAACUUUUUACAUGAUGCAUCUGAUACUUAUAAUGCGAAUGAGAUGGAGCUAUAUGAUGAAGGAUUUGAAACAGAGGGGUAUCAGGAUCCAGUACAUUCUAGGAAUGGUAUACAUCCCAAGUUACGUAUUAGAACAUCGUUGUUCUCAGCUAUAGAGUUUCAAGACGUUGUUCAAUCUUUAAAGAAUACUACCAUUAAUUUCCACUAUCAGCCUCAUCAACCAUCAUCGAUACCAACGCAAUUUGAAAGAUAUGCAGAUGAGAUAUCACUCCAUAGAGCAGAAAGUAGAGCCGACCAUCAAGAUACCUCAACGACUGUCAAUAGAUUCACACGACUGCUACAAAAGUGUUUCAAUACGACAUCAGUGUACCAGAUUAAGCGUGAUAUCUCCAUCUGUCUCUUUCCUAGCCUGAUUGACUUUUAUCAAAAGCCCAUAUUUAGUAAAAUUACGUCUGCUCUGUCCGUGCCAGCCACCUUUUUGCUAGCGACAACCUUGCCUGUGGUAAAAGAAAGUGCCAUCACCCCUAGGGGCAUUGAGCUAAAUGAUAACACAGUGAAUAUGUUACGAGAUUAUCGUGAAGACGAGAUUGAAAGAACUGAUUCCAUAAGAGGAUCUUGGAAUAAAUGGCUUACGGCUAUCCAGCUGAUGGGUGCUCCAGCACUUAUAUCCUUUGUACUUCUGAGUCAAUCCUUAGUAUCUGCUGUCAUCAUUCUUCCUAUCUUGCUCGGAACAGGUCUAAUCCUCUCCAUUACCUUUUGGCUAACUACAUCUCAUGCACGACAGCCUAGACUCUAUUGGAUGAUGUGCUUUCUUGGGUUUGGAGUUGCCAUAGUUUGGAUAUUCUUGAUUGCAAAUGAAGUUGUUAGUGUUUUGCAAGCCAUUGGCAUGGCUCUUGGCGCUAGUGAAGCUAUACUUGGAUUGACCAUAUUUGCAUUGGGAAAUAGCUUGGGUGAUUUUGUGGCCAAUGUGACAAUGGCUAAACUAGGAUACCCCUUGAUGGCUAUCAGUGCUUGCUUUGGUGGCCCCAUGUUAAACAUCAUGUUGGGUGUAGGUAUAGGAGCUACUUAUGUAACAUCUCAAAGAAACGAACCUUAUGCAAUUAACGUGUCGCCAACGAUCAUUGUUUCUGCGAUUGGCCUGCUUGUUGUAUUAAUAUCCUCACUUGUACUUGUGCCACUGAAUAAUUAUCGUAUGUCAAAGAUGUUUGGAUAUAGCUGGAUUGUCAUCUACAUUGUCUGUACCGUUAUUAACUUGUAUAUUGAAAUCAAAUCAUAA